Molecule: messenger RNA, 2229 nt
Organism: Scophthalmus maximus (turbot)
Lineage: Eukaryota; Metazoa; Chordata; Actinopteri; Pleuronectiformes; Scophthalmidae
Product: mucin-5AC-like
Exons: 5
Source: RefSeq, a predicted model, not a curated record
ACAACGACUGCUGUUCCUCCUACAACAACAACUACGGCAGCAACUACAACAACUGCUGCUCCUACAACAACAACUACUGCCCCGACAACAACAACUGCUGCCCCGACAACAACAAGUGUUGCUCCUACUACAACAACUGCUGCUCCGACAACAACACCUGUUGCUCCGACAACAACAACUAGUGCCCCCACAACAACAACUAUAGCAGCAGCUACAACAACUGCUGCUCCAACAACAACUACAGCAGCAACUACAACAACUGCUGCCAUGACAACAACAAAAACUGCUGCUCCAACAACAACUACAACAACUGCUGCUCCAACAACAACUACAGCAGCAACUACAACAACUGCUCCAACAACAACUACAACAACUACUGCCCCGACAACAACUACUGUUGCUCCGACAACAACAACUACUGCCCCGACAACAACUUUUGCUCCUACAACAACAACGGCAGCAACUACAACAACUGCUGCUCCAACAACAACUACAGCAGCCACUUCAACAACUGUUGCUCCGACAACCACUGUUGCUCCGACAACAACAACUGCUGUCCCGACAACAACAACAACUGCUGCUCCAACAACAAUUACGGCAGCAACUACAACAACUGUUGCUCCGACAACAACAACUCCUGCCCCGACAACAACACCUACGGCAGCAACUACAACAACUGCUGCUCCAACAACAACUACAGCAGCCACUUCAACAACUGUUGCUCCGACAACCACUGUUGCUCCGACAACAACAACUGCUGCCCCAACAACAACAACUGCUGCCCCGACAACAACAACAACUGCUGCUCCAACAAUAAUUACGGCAGCAACUACAACAACUGUUGCUCCGACAACAACAACUGCUGCCCCUACAACAACAACAAUGGCAGCAACUACAACAACUGUUGCUCCGACAACAACAACAGCAGCAACUACAACAACUGUUGCUCCCACAACAACAACUGUUGCUCCGACAACAACAAGUCCUGCCCCGACAACAACAACUACGGCAGCAUCUACAACAACUGUUGCUCCGACAACAACAACUCCUGCCCCGACAACAACAACUACGGCAGCAACUACAACAACUGCUGCUCCAACAACAACUACAGCAGCCACUUCAACAACUGUUUCUCAGACAACCACUGUUGCUCCGACAACAACAACUGCUGCCCCGACAACAACAACUCAUGCCCCGACAACAACAACUACGGCAGCAACUACAACAACUCCUGCCCCGACAACAACAACUGUUGCUCCGACAACAACAACUACGGCAGCAACUACAACAACUGCUGCUCCAACAACAACUACAGCAGCCACUUCAACAACUGUUGCUCCGACAACCACUGUUGCUCCGACAACAACAACUGCUGUCCCGACAACAACAACAACUGCUGCUCCAACAACAAUUACGGCAGCAACUACAACAACUGUUGCUCCAACAACAACAACUGUUGCUCCGACAACAACAACUGCUGCCCCUACAACAACAACAAUGGCAGCAACUACAACAACUGUUGCUCCGACAACAACAACAGCAGCAACUACAACAACUGUUGCUCCCACAACAACAACUGUUGCUCCGACAACAACAACAACUACAACAACUGGUGCUCCAACAACAACUACAGCAGCCACUACAACAACUACUGCCCCGACAACAACAACUGCUGCCCCGACCACAACAACCACGGCAGCAACUACAACAACUGCUACUGCAACAACAACAACUCCUGCCCCGACAUCAACAACAACUGCUGCUCCAACAACAACAACUACAGCAGCAACUUCAACAACUACAACAACUACUGCCCCGACAACAACAACUGCUGCCCCGACCACAACAACCACGGCAGCAACUACAACAACUGCUACUGCAACAACAACAACUCCUGCCCCGACAUCAACAACAACUGCUGCUCCAACAACAAGAACUACAGCAGCAACUUCAACAACAUCUGCUCCAACAACAACUACAGCAGCCCCUACAACAACUACUCCCCCGACAACAACAACUGUUGCUCCUACAACAACAACUACUGCCCUGACAACAACAACUAUGGCAGCCACUACAACAACUGCUACUUUGACCACAACUACUGACCCGACAACAACAACUGCUGCUCCAACAACAACAACUGGUGUUCCUCCUACAAUUACAACUACACCAUCAACUACAACAACUGCUGUUCCAACAACAACAACUGUUGCUCUGACAACAACAACU